Messenger RNA from Morchella sextelata, 810 nucleotides. RefSeq lists its product as uncharacterized. NCBI's taxonomy places the organism in Eukaryota, Fungi, Ascomycota, Pezizomycetes, Pezizales, Morchellaceae. Bases 1 to 810 code for a protein of 269 amino acids. The transcript has a single exon. The record is from RefSeq and is a predicted model, not a curated record.
AUGUGCUACUUCCUCAGCGUCCGAUACUCGCGCUGUAACCACCGCAUCGUCCUCGUCGCACAAACUCCUCCCUAUUCCUGCACCGACAACUGCGCGGCACCCACCUCACAGAGCUCCGACGAGGUCCAGCACUCGCGCUCAAACCGCACACUCUGUCCCUCCUGCUACGCUGCCCGCUACCCCACGCGCACGAUCCACCCGCCGAUACUCCGCGAGCCCGCUCCGGAGGUCAUCACCUUCAUCAGUCCUGUCGUGACAGGGGAAUACGACGGCGACGAAGUUACGCUCGACCGCUUCCGUAAGCAGCGGAGGGAGCAUAGAGCGCUGCAAGCUCGCAAGGGGCGCACUCAGUUGGAGGCUGUGGGGGUUACGGAGCAGGCGAUACUGAACAGCGGGUGGCUGGCGGCCAAGAGGAAGAGGAGGGUGUAUGAGGAGGAUGAUUCCGACAAUGAGGAGGAUACACGCAACUUCGACCAGGUCCUGAGGGGCCUCAGGGGGAUUCACGACGGGGAACAUGACGUGGAGAGAGAGCGCGGUGGAAGGAUACGAUGGGUUGAGAGGUUCUUUGCUGGGGAACCGGAUUACGAUGAGGAUGAUGAGGAUGAGGAGGACGAGGAGGAGGAGCAGGCUGAGGGGGAGUUUAAGGAUAUCGCAGUGUUUGAGAGCUUGCCUGCAGGCCUGUCCCAGAGCAGUGCUAAUUGUGAUGUCGAUUUCGAUGGUUUGGAGGCAGGAACUCAAUCGGGAGGUCGUGCUGGAAUUAACCUUGCCCCAGUGUCCUCCGUGACCACCAGUCGCCGUAAUUCUGUAUGA